Colletotrichum destructivum is the source of this 1359-nucleotide messenger RNA. Its product is annotated as Putative FAD-binding domain, FAD/NAD(P)-binding domain superfamily. The transcript is spliced from 2 exons. Bases 1 to 1356 code for a protein of 451 amino acids. Gene Ontology annotation, biological process: secondary metabolite biosynthetic process. NCBI's taxonomy places the organism in Eukaryota, Fungi, Ascomycota, Sordariomycetes, Glomerellales, Glomerellaceae. The record is from RefSeq and is a predicted model, not a curated record. Gene Ontology annotation, molecular function: FAD binding.
AUGACAAUUAAGAGCCACCCAACCCCAAAGCCCCUUAAGGUUGCCAUCAUCGGCGGUGGUCCCGGUGGACUAGGCGCCGCCAUCGAAUUUGGAAAGCUAGACUACGUCGACUGGACACUUUACGAAAAGAAACCCCAAAUCAGUGAGACCGGAGGCGGCAUCAGUUUGCAACGACACACGUGGAGGCUGCUGGAGUUGAAUGGGGCAGCCAAGAACAUCCACCCAGACGAUUUCUUCAGGUCACCAGACGGCACGAGCGGACAGCAAAGAAACGGCAGAACCGGCAAGCUUCUGGAGCAAAGCAGCCACCCCGCAGACACGCCGCCCCAACAGCUGAGCUGCCGCAUGGUGCGGGCGAAGCUGCAAGCCGCCCUGCUCAAAGAUGUCGACCAGUCGCGUGUCAAGACUUCGAAAAAGCUGACCAGCAUUCUGGUUCUGCCGAAUGGCAAGGUUGAGAUCAGUUUCGAAGAUGGCUUCACCGACGAAGUGGACUUGCUGGUGGGUGCUGACGGAAUCCGAUCGGUAAGCAGAAUCCACAGCACCAGCAGCCCGAUCCGGACGGUCCAGGAAGCUGACGGGCAACAGUUUGUGAGGUCGUUUGCCUUCCCUUCGCACAAAAUCAAGUACAACGGCCAGUCGGCCUACCGCACCAUCAUCCACAGGCCAACGGCCGAAAAGAUUGACGGGAUCCCGCAGUCCCCCGUCUUCUGGCAGAACACCGGCGGGAAGUACGUCUUCACGUGCCCCCUGGGCGGCGACGACUUCGAGGUGACGGCGCGCAUCCGCCGGCCAAUCGAGGGCCAGCAGCACGUCAGCUGGGGCCGGCCCUUUGACUUCUCGACCAUCGCGUCGGAGUACGACGAGUUCUGUGAACCCGUACGAAAGGUCAUACAGCUUGCCGCCCAGGGCGAGACCCAGGAGUUCGCCCUCUUCUCGGGGCCGCGGCUGGAGAGCGUCAUCUCCCACGGCGCCCUGGCCCUGAUCGGGGAUGCUUCCCACCCCCUCUCGGGCGCGUUCGGCGCGGGCGCCGGGUUUGCGCUGGAGGACGUCUAUGCCCUGACUCGGAGCAUCGACUGGGCUCAGCGGAACGCAAAGGGCCUGCCUGCGGCGCUGGAUCUGUACGACCAGAUUCGGUCUCCGCAUUACCGUGACCUGUACGGGGUUCUGGACAACUUUGCGGCCCUCAACUCCGCGCUGCUGGCCGAGAAACUCCCCGUGGAGGAGGAGAUUGAGGAGCGUGUAAGGAGGGCGGGCGAGAGUAGGAGUACUUGGAUGUACCAUUACGAGAUAGAAAAGGCCGUCGAUAAGUUCCUCGGGGCAACUGGCGAACCUAGCCAGGUGGCUUCUGUGCUCUGAGGC